AUGUCUUCUGGCUUCUGCGGCCACGUCCCUUUUUCUACGGAGCGCGAACGCUUGUUCGCAACAGUGCGCGUCCAAAUGGCCGAAGUUAUUGGAAUCGUCGCUUCAGCCAUUACCAUCGGCGCCAGCGCGGCUCAACUCUCACUCGCGCUGUUCAGUGUAGCCCAAACGCUCAAGAAUGCUCCUAAACAGAUUGCAGAGAUUGCACUAGCGGAAGAAUUUUCCCUUGUUUCCGAAAGUCUACAGACACUUGCAGAUAUUCUUCGCUCCCACCAGGACUUGUGCAAGCCGGCGCUUUACAAGAACACACAUGCCAUUAUUCUGCGGUACAAGCAAGUCGACGCGGAAAUGAAGAAAUUGAUAGACACGCCUCAGAAACUGGCAGGUCUGCAGUGGUUCAUUAACAAGCCCAAGGCGAAAGGGCUUCUGAAGAAGAUUGAAGGGAUCAAGACUGCCCUCAUCUUGGAAUUGAACAUAAUACGCCUUGCAAGGGAAGAAUUUAAUCGCCCUCACCCUGCCAUCGAUUCAGGGGCGUUACCAGAAUACCGUCCAAGGUUCAAUCGAUUUCGCAAGAUUGUGGAGAGCGCCGUCCAGGCUAACCGAAAGGUAGUCGAAAAUGCGCAGCAGGACAACGACAAAGUUGGCACUGGCGGGCGGCGCUAUACUAACGCAGAGUUAGACAUUUGGAAAGAAGGCUCUUUCGACACUGCGACAUGGCUCUAUCAUCUGGUAUUCAGCCCUGAGGUACUAUCUGAGGAAGGUCUCAACACGCGCCGGCUUCACCAGGCAUCUGUUGCUGAUGACUUUUCUGAUAAUGCCACAGCCUCUGAUAAGAGAGACGCUGACUCAGAUGAAAAUUCCAUGAUUGUGUGGAGUAAGCAAACCGAGCCCAGUUCAGUGGUGGACAGACUCCUCUCUUCAUGGACUACGCUUUCGUCGGACCAAAUCACCAGUAGUGCAGCCGACCAGGAUGGCGACGAGUGGAGAGAAAAAUUGUUGAAAAACAUUGAAGAAGCAAAAAAGGAAGCCGACUUGUCCUUUGACCAGUGGGAGAUGCAAAACGAACCUGUGAAAUCCGACGACGAGACAUUCAAGAAUAAUUUUUAUAGCAACACCAAGAACCAUCGCAAGCGUGGUGUUCAGAAAUCAGCUGACACCGGUGCCUGGGAUGACCGAUUCAACCAAUCUCCAGUGCUUAGCGAAGCUAAGACUACCACUGCUACCGUUGAACGCCAUAUCGACCAAGACCCAGGAACAAAGCAGCCAUCCAGGGAGCGCCGGGUGAGAUGGGAAGCAGAUCCAUCGCCUACUGAGCGCUCUCAUUCGCGUCCUUCCAGACAAAAAAAGCCAACAAGACAGUCACGGCCCGUGUUUCCUGAUGAUGAUUCUCCACCCCGAAUUCCUUAUAGGAGUCCUGUUCAUCCUCACGUAACCAUAGAACGUAUCGACAGACGCUCCGAAGAUAGCCACAACCCAUUUGCUCCCAAGCGAGCCCCAUCACCUACUAUGUCUGCACCUCCACUAUCAUGGCAGGAGCCAUCCUGGGGGCCACAGUUUCAGACACACUACCAGAGGCCAUCAGAGAGCUCUUAUUCUACACAUGGUUUCUCUUGGCCAUACCCCCCUUCAGCUACACUUCCUCGUCAUGAGAGUGCUUUUCCACCGCCGCCACCACCACCACCUAAACCGGAGCUUUAUGCACGAUCACAACCCAAUGCUUUUUACCCUACUCCUCCCCAUGUCUCCUCAGAAGAACGAUUCAAAGAAACUGGAACAGCGGCCAAGGAAAAGGCUAUUAUUACGGCGAUAGAGAAGCUACUGGAAAGGCGAAGCCAGAAUGACCAGCUCGAUUCUAGCGACCCACGUUUCCUAAAGCUGGUGCAAGUCUUGACCGCGCAGCAAGAGCGCGAAGCGCAGAAUGAGCGUGAGCGAGCUGAUGCAGCCACUGAAGCACAGAUGAGACUAAUACAAGCUGCUCACGACAAAGACUAUGAGCGAUUGAGGCAAUUGGAAAUCCUUGCAGCAGAGCAAAAGCAAGAGCAGUCAAGGCAACAGGCCGCCUGGAAAGAAGAACGGCUUGCAAUGGACGAAAAAGCUGCAAAGCAAGCGCAGGAGGCGAGAGACAUGGCAAUGAGAGAGAUUGCUGCAGUGCAGUCUGCGAGAGCAGAGGCAGAAAGACAAACACAAGAACGAGCUGACGCGAGGGCAGCCGAAGAAAGAAGACGAAUUGAAAAUCGCCACAAAAAACAGUUGCAACAUUAUGAAAAUCUACUACGGGGGUUUCAAGAGCAAAAGCUGAAGACAGAGCAAGACACCCAGCACCCGAUACGGCGGACUCGCAUUGCCGAAGGCAAUCGUAGUGUUGAUGUGACAGAGUACUCAACCGCCCAACAGACUUCUCUUUCCAACUCUUCAUCGAAUUUGAGAAGCCUUCAAUACGGAUUUGCACAGUUUGAACUGGGUAGCAAGCAACCGCGCAGUCAAAACCAGUAUCCACGGCAUCUGCGCCGCGAUAGCUUCCGCAGCUCGGCUGCAUCCUUGCAUUCAUCACAUGCAUCAAUAGGAACUAUGCGUAUGUCUAAUACAACAGAGACCUCUCAACAGUUGAUUGUCUUCCCAGCGAGAACUGAUAGAGGCUCACAAAGACUGGCAGAACUUCAGACAUCGCUUGCUGCACUAGGCAUUGGAUCGACAUUUGGGGAUCCGGACAGUGAGCAGUUGAAUCAAGUAGUACCCUAUGGCUAUGAUGACCCAGGCGAACAAAUGGUUCGGAGCACCAUCUUUUGGGAAGCGUCAAUGCUUAGCUUAGGGAGCGAGCUUCUAUUGACUAUGAGACAAGCCGGAUGGAGACCUGCAUAUACACGGGUUUCUGGCAAGGGUCAGACACACUUUCUCGGAAGCCAGCCAGUCCACACCUAUUUCUUCAGUCCGGACUACAAGCCCCAAUUCUCGCCUUGUAUGGACCCGUCGGUCCAAGAGUCGAUCAAUAUCCAGAAAUCUCUGGUGGAGGAAUACGCAUUGAUUGAACUGGGUUUUCAGUACCAAGCAAAGGACUCGUGCAUCUAUGUCUUGGAUGGCAGGCUGACUUACUCUAACAGUGCCCAGAGUGACAUCGAAUCCCUGGUGGAAAGAUCUUUCCUCAUGAGGGAGAACAAUUACCGAAGACUACAUCGCCAGCUCCAAUGGCACUUCGACAAAGGCGCUGCUCCCGCAGCACCGUCGACUCCCUGCCCCGAAACAUAUAUGCCUCCGGUAUCGUCAAUGUAUGCAGGGGACGAUAAACACACUGCUUGCGAAGACUCCGACACGGAUACUGAAGGUAAAGCGAGCUCCAUAGCGUUCACACUUGAUCAGUCUUACCUGGGUGAUUUUGACGAAGGGGAUCGCCCAUCCGCGCGUAGUAGCGACGAGAGCCCAGUCAAAGCGUCCUCGAUUGCUUCUUCAGCUUCAAAAUCAACAAAUCCCUACCGCGCACACAUGUUCCUGAAUAAAGAGACCAACCAUAUGGCUAAGCGGGAUUUGCUUGGCAGAAGCAUAUGGGAUGGUCUGGGGACUGCACCCAAAUAG
Exserohilum turcica Et28A is the source of this 3564-nucleotide messenger RNA. RefSeq lists its product as uncharacterized. The coding region runs from base 1 to 3564 and encodes 1187 amino acids. The record is from RefSeq and is a predicted model, not a curated record. Lineage: Eukaryota; Fungi; Ascomycota; Dothideomycetes; Pleosporales; Pleosporaceae. Gene Ontology annotation, biological process: regulation of DNA-templated transcription. The transcript has 6 exons.